This is a messenger RNA of Marchantia polymorpha subsp. ruderalis, 2785 nucleotides long. Lineage: Eukaryota; Viridiplantae; Streptophyta; Marchantiopsida; Marchantiales; Marchantiaceae. The record is from the annotation of a GenBank genome assembly.
UUUCCACAUUCCUGCUUUUCUUAAUCUACAAGGUGAAUAUGAUAGUGCACCCGAAGACAAAGGAGUAAAACAUGAAGAUUCUCGUGGGGCCUAGGCGCUCCCUCCUGUCGUUCUGAUGACGGCCGGCAAUCUGAGCAACCAGUUAGAUUUGACAGGCAUGGCAACAAAAUUUGGCCAAAUUUAUGACGGCGUGUUUUCGGUGUACUUGACCAACCCCUCACAAAGAUCGGACACAGGACUCCUUGGGUAUCAUCGAAUCGGGAUUCUGUGUGCAGUGAUCGAGUCUUUACAGGUUGCUGUGGUCGAAGAGCACGACUCUGCAUGGAACUCCAUACCUCUCGUGCUCCACUCCUUGGCACAGAAUCUCCUGCUCACUCACUGUACGUGUAGAGGAGUACAGGAAUAUCAUACAGCCCUGCAUUCAAAAGCUGAUUCCCGUCAAGGGCUCAAUCUGAUCUUCAGCAAACCUCUCGCAAGGAUCGACUCUACAACUCUCUCCAAAACAUUAAUCUGGAUUAUGUGGAUUGUUACUGAGCCUUAAUAGUUGCUGUAGAUGAAGAGCAAGUUAAUGCAUGGACCUCCAUCUCUCGUGUAGUACACCUUGCCAAGAAUCUCGUGCUCACUUCACCGGUACAAGAACGCUGUGGGAUAUAAUGAAGCUCGCUUCCUCUGCCUCUGGCAUUCAAAUUCUGACCCUAGUCGUCAAGGGCUGAAUCAUCAUAUCUGAAGUUGACCUGAAGGAAACCUCUGGCCCCAUUCAACCUGACGACUUUCUCUUGGACAAUUUUCGGACUUCAGGUGGCUUCUUGAACGAGCAAGGACAAGCUUAUUCGAUGAGUCAGAGAGGCAUUCACCUUUUUCUCUGAUGCAUCAGCAUGACGAAUGAGCAUAAAUUCCGGCAGACUUGACCUCUACAUCUAAACCGAAAGGACGAAGUUGCCCCACGGUGCUGCCUCUCCUUUUCCUGCAGACUCGUGAACGUGGUUCGAUCGCCUACAAUCUUGGGUGGCAAAGUGUUGAGAUAGGACCGUCAUGUAUUAGGAGCCACUUACUGACAUGCAAAACGAAGAAUUUUAUUAUGGAUAGAGGUCUUCAAAGUGGUUACGGCCUAAAUCUCAAGAAUCAAUAAUUUCUCAGACACAAUCAUAACACAAAAGGCUUCUACAUGGAAUUCUUCACAAACGAAUCACAUGACAAUCACUUGACCGCCUCUCUUUGCUGAACUCGGUCACCAGGUUUCAACAUUCACUGCCACUUUGAUCUUUCUGUCACCAACUAUACGAAAUACUGGAAUUGCAUUGGCUCGAUUCCAACCUCACCACAAUAACGAGCUUCUUAAGGAAGUGGGUUAUGGAGAUGAGAGCAGAUGAGAUGGUGCACCAUAUUUGGCUCAGUACUUCGAUGGACUGGCUUAGUCAGAGCAUAUCUCGCGAGGCGUAUGCAUGACCAUACCGGCAAGCCCAUGAUGAAUCCGCAGGUAGACAGUCUACGUCAAAAUUCACCAUGAGCAGGGUAUGGGGACUCGAGGGUAUCAAGAUCCCCACGAAGCAGCAACAAUCGGCAAGGUCCAUUGCCGCUGGUUGAGGGGACCCAGCUCUCUCCCAAGAGAUCAGUCAUUCAUGUGACCUGAGCAUUGUUUAUCACUCACUACCAGUUUCCUCAACCGCUCAGCUUCCACUCUGUGUGUGAGUGAGUGAGUAGGCCUGUUUCCACGAAGUGACAAAUCAGAGGAUGUACAGUCGAUGACAAUGAGGACAGCAGAACAAGCUCAGAUACUAUGGCGGAGAAUUACCGAUGCCGAAGUGCCCUGCAGGUUAUACGUUCAGAUGCAUCGCUCCUCUCACAAAUGGUUGUAAAUCUCGACCUCCCACUCGACCCUCCUCCCGCCUCCCGAACCAUCUCUCAAAUAGUGGAACGAAACUUCACAGCACUUCCAGCGUCGUCGAAGAAGCUCAACCUGCCAACGCCGACAUCUCCAAAGAAGCAGCCGCCAGGCUGCAAGUUGGAUGAUUGAUCGGUUCCCAAACACAUCGUCAAGCUCGGUGCGGACUUGCAACAUCCGGAAUUUCCGAUGCUUUUGUCCACCUUGAUUCAAGCUGGUCCAUACCUUCCAAGGACGAUGUGUGUUCGUGAGCUAUGCAUCGAAGACGACAGACUGUUCACUACUGCGCUAGAAUUCUCAUUGCCCUGCCUUCAGAUCCGAAGACUCUAAUCUACUUCUCCAUCUCGUUGGCUUCUGUUUCCGGGCCCCUAAAAUGGACUCAGAGCGUAAGAGUGACGCUUAGAGUGGAAUAUCAUGAACAUGUCUAAGACCUUCAUGAGGAAUAUGGGAGAGGGAGUGCUCAGAUCCGAGAAGAAAUCCGAUCCAAAGUGAGAAUCUUCAAGCCGAAUACAACAUCGGCUUACGGAAAUGGUCACAAAGUCGGCCAUGGCGUCGAAGAGGGAGAGGGAAGUGGAAGCGAAAUUUCAACAACUGAGAAUGAUCUUCGAGGCAGCUGUGGACUGUGAAUGUGUAUUUCCACAAAAAUCUCGUAGAACCUUUCUGGAGUUGGGGAAAUCUGUCCUCGCUUUGCAAGAGCAUGUGGCUCAUUUGUAUGCUCUUCUGAUGGACGAUUUUUAGGAGAUGAUUUUGUAAAACGCUGUGUGUAUAUCACUAACUACAAGCAUCUCGCACGUUCCCCAGGUUGACAAGAAUUGAGUGUGAGGACAGUAUGAGUAUGAGAGUCUCCAAUUGCAGAAUAUAGUGUAGUCAUCACAUCCUGGGAAAGUUUUGAUUGCAUCAGGA